CAUGUCCCACUUAUACUUUCACUUUCCGGAUUGCGUUUCGAAACUGCCAUUCACAUAGCGCCUCUGCCUGAAACCGUGCUUUACGUUGUUUAAUUCAGGGUUUUAAAAUGCUUUUAAUCUUAGUUUAACGUUGCUGGACGUGUUACUUUCGGUCACAGACGGAAGCAACCCAUUAUCUCGUUCAUAACCCACUCAGACCAACGCCAUGAUCGCUUCGUCUCCAAUCAGAACUCUUUCGGGCCUCUGGUGGCUCCUUGUUGUUCUGGCGGCGGCCUCUGUGUCCUCAGAUGAAACAAUCUAUGCAAAGGAGGGAGGCGAGGUAACGCUCAAACCAAAACAGGCGUCUGUGACUGAUACAACCAAAAGCAUCACCUGGAAAGUUGGGGAAGAUCUGGUUGUCGAUUUGGACUCAGUAGGUACCAUAUACUAUGGUAGAUUUCAAGGUCGGAGCAACUUGAACAACCGGACUGGAGAAUUGACUCUCAGAAGCCUGACUUAUGAUCUCACAGACGUGUACACGAUAGAAAUAAACGGCAUUCCAAUUGACCACAUUAAACUCAUUGUACUUGCUGCAGUUCCUGUACCUACCAUUGCUCUAUCCUACCCUGAAGGUGCACACACAUGUACCCUGACCUGUGAGGGAAACACGGCCAGAGCAGAACCAGUAGAAUACAGAUGGAUGACUGACGACACUGAAGUGCCGGGUUCCACAAACAAAACAUUCACUGUAAAGGAGAACAGUUCAGGUGUCAGAGAGUUCAGCUGUAAAAUGAAGAAUCCAGUCAGUGAGAACAGAAGCAAACCCUUCGCCAACCCAUUCAAGGCUCCAGAAAGCGGUCCAAGGAUUUCCACAGGAUUCACAGUGUUGGCCAUAUUGCUGUUUCUUGUGAUACUGGUGGCCAUUGGCCACAGAAUGAAAACAGGAGAAUGGUUCUUCAAUAAAUCCCCCAAUCCUUGGGAAGGAGAUUUCUGGAGGAAUACCAGGGCGCAGCAACCUCAAGCAGCUGCUUCAGAAUCCAAUGGCAACACAACUCCACUAAAGGGCAAAUUAGAUGAGGAAACUGCACUGACGGAAAAGUAAAACGUCUUGAGACUUUCACCAUCGGCAAAAUCUUCUCGGAAACGAACAUUUUGAAGGAUGGAUUUUUCUAGAAGUGUUUUUUUUUUCCUCCUCAGAAUGUUUUUGACAUUUUCCCCUGGCAUUGAAAGCAACAACUGACUGGAGAGUACACACCAAGUUAUUCUGCUCCGCUGUUACACUGGAUGAUUUUUAAUAGGAAACUUUUUUUUUCUGUUAUUGUUAUUGCAGCAUCUGAAACAUGAACUUCAGUGAUAUUUUCAAGGAAAAGUAAUCUGACUAGAGUGAGUUUAGAUAAGACAAAAGGAAAAGAGGUGGGCUGCUGACCCUUUGGAGGUUUGGUUCAGGAGUUUCCAAAGUGUCAAAUAACUCCUAAGACAAUUCCUGGAAAACAGGUACAGUGAGCUUUCCUGUCAAAGAAAGCUCACUAUAUAUAAAGUCAUUAAUUUAAAAGACUUUAUAUAAACAACAUCCACUGGUACUUUGACCUAAUCAGACCUGCGUGUGCUCCUGGUUUGAUGCGAGACGGGAUUCGUGCACUUUUAUCUGUGUCAGAGCAACCGAGCCAAGAGAAGAGAAACAAAGGAAGGGCAUUGUGUGAGCUGAGCCGCCUGUUCAACCUACAGUCAAAGCUUUGUGCAGAACUGCUGACGGUUCGGCAUCAACCAACAUGUUUGGUUUGGGACUUAGCUUUUGAUGAUGAAAUUUGCUCCUCCUUAGAGAUUUAUGAUUUUAUUUAAUAAGAAAAAAAGCAAUCAAAGCCAACCUGGCUUUAUGUGAUGAGAGCAAUCCAAGCAUCAACAUCCUAUUUUUUUAAGGUCAAGUCAAAGUAUUGUGUUCCGUAAUCUUUGUGUGUUUUCCUAAAAGUCUAAGGAAUGAUUAGGAUGUUUUUGCCAAAUGUGAAACAGGCCUCUAGAGUAUUUUUAACGAAUCGUGAACUCUGACGUAGAGUUUCAAAUAUUUGCGGACCAAAAGACGUCUGAAGCUGCGUCUCCAUUACAAAUGUUCGCAAAACUUUGUUGAUAUUCCACUAAGGUGGUGUUUCCUUUACAUAAGAAACCCAAUUAAAAUCACACGUGAAUACGUUUGUUCACAUGAUAAGUCAUUACAUUAAAAAACUUUUUUCCCCAAGUCGUUAAAAAAAACCCACAUCAUCCUCAAACUACUUCCUGUCUUCUUUGUGGUUCCAGGCAGUGGUAACAUCUGGUUGUUGAUCAUGUGACUUGUGCAAUGCCCAAAAAGUGUUUCCAUUGCAGUUUUGCAAAAUAAACCAAUUUCAAUAUGGCCAAAAAACUACUUUAUCCUAGCGCCAAAACCUUUGAUCCAAAAAUGAGGUUUUCUUUUUCGAAAUUGGUGUGCUGCCAUUAAGCAAAUUGAUUUUCAAAAUGUCAAAUUGCGCAGUUACAUAGUCAACAGAAACCCAGCUAAUGACUUGGAUUACCUUUGAACACGAUGUGUUGCUUCAUGUUGUCAAGCAGGUUCUUCUUCGGUGCAUUAAGGUUCCAUAUUCACGCAGGGUCAGGUUGGCUUGGUGAACUUUUAAUCGUAAAAAAUGAAAUCAUUAUGAAACACUACAAUAACAACAGAACUGCAUCGUGGGAUACGUGUUUCUGUUACUUUUAACCUUUUGAAAUUUAAAAAACAACAACAACUAAAUGUGUUUGAAUACUUGUCGUUACAGUGUUUGUGUAAAUGUGUAGAUUAUGCAUGUUUUUCUUCGACUUAUUUUUUUUUCCAGUAUAGCCUUUUUUAACUGACAUUCGUCUACUUGAAGAGGAAGUUGUGGUAUUUCAGAGACUUGUACUGAGAUCAAACCCAAUGCUGGCAGUUCUCCAUUUUUUAAACAUCUUAAGCAUGUAGAGAUUAGCUUAUUUAUUACAAAGAAAACACAUGCAGUCACUGUUCUACAUGAGCUAAAUUACAUUAAAUAAAUGCAACAACAACACAGUUUUUAUUUUGUUUUGCAUUAUUUUUCAUUGUUUAACCGCUAGAGGGCAGCAAAUGUUCUAUUUUAUGCAGUAAACAAAAUAAAAUGUAUUAAAAUA
Molecule: messenger RNA, 3123 nt
Organism: Xiphophorus couchianus (Monterrey platyfish)
Lineage: Eukaryota; Metazoa; Chordata; Actinopteri; Cyprinodontiformes; Poeciliidae
Exons: 11
Coding region: 206-1081 (291 amino acids)
Cellular component (GO): membrane
Source: RefSeq, a predicted model, not a curated record